GAACUAUGUUUUUAACAAUAUGCCUUAUUUUGUCAACUAUUCAUGUUACUACUAAUUAUUUUGUCAGUAGUGACAUUAAUGAUGAACUCCACUCUGAUAAAUUAAUUGAGUAUAUCAAUGAAAAUUCAUUAUCAGGAUGGAAAGCAGUAAAAUAUGAUCGUUUCAAAUUACCAACACACAAAUUACUGAAUUCAUUCAAUCUUUAUUUUGACGAUCCAAAUGGAUACUUUCGAAAUGCACCUAUCGUCUCACAUGAUACUAUUAAGACAAAUAUACCGGAGUCAUUUGAUUCACGUAAACAAUGGCAGCAUUGUAAAACUAUGCAAAUAAUUACUGAUGAGUCUAGGUGUAUGUCAAGUUAUGCAUUAGUUGCAGCUCAAGUGAUUACUGAUCGUAUAUGCAUUGCAACCAAUGGAAAUUCUCUACAAAUCAGUGCACUGGAUAUAUUAUCUUGUUGUUCAUAUUGUGGAAGAGGAUGCAUUGGAGGGUAUUAUAAUACUCCAUGGGAUUAUUGGAUGAGGUCAGGAGUUGUUACAGGUGCAUUGAAUAACUCUUCUGGUGGAUGUAAACCAUAUCCAUAUCCAAAAUGUCAACAUUACGCUCGAGAUGGAAAGUAUCCAUCUUGUGGGGAAACACUCUAUAAAGUUCCUGAAUGUGCUGAAGAAUGCCAAUCAACAUAUAAGAUAGAAUAUGAAGAUGAUAAAAAUUACGGUAGAAAUUAUUAUCGAGUCGACAGCAAUGAAUCAGCUAUACAAAAAGAGAUAAUGUUGAAUGGUCCAGUAGAGGCAGCAAUAUCUGUAUACACCGAUUUUCUGCACUAUAAAUCUGGAGUAUACAAAUAUAUGAAAGGUGAACUAUUAGGCUAUAAAGCUGUACGUAUAAUUGGUUGGGGUGUAGAAGACAAUACAGCCUAUUGGUUAUGCUCUAAUUCAUGGAAUGAAGAUUGGGGUGAAAUGGGAUACUUUCGAAUUUUACGAGGAAAAAAUGAAUCAGGUAUUGAAGGUUUUAUUCUAGCUGGAAUACCGAGUAUUUAAUACACUCAUGUUGCAAGACUUAUAUCUUUUUUUGUGCUGUUGUAGAGGAUUGUCAUUUCUUCUCAAAAGUACAAUGGUGACUAUUCAUAUCUUGUGUUUUUUUACUCCAAUAAUAGUUUAUUUGAAAUCAUUUUUCAAUAAUUAAAUUUUCACAACGAAUUUCUAGUUAUAAGAUUUAAUAGUGUGAAAGAAAUAUUCCCAUAUCAUGAAAUAAAAGUCAAUCUGAACG
Molecule: messenger RNA, 1263 nt
Organism: Trichobilharzia szidati
Lineage: Eukaryota; Metazoa; Platyhelminthes; Trematoda; Strigeidida; Schistosomatidae
Source: the annotation of a GenBank genome assembly